Molecule: messenger RNA, 2124 nt
Organism: Metarhizium album ARSEF 1941
Lineage: Eukaryota; Fungi; Ascomycota; Sordariomycetes; Hypocreales; Clavicipitaceae
Product: Peptidase M49, dipeptidyl-peptidase III
Exons: 3
Coding region: 1-2124 (707 amino acids)
Biological process (GO): proteolysis
Cellular component (GO): cytoplasm
Molecular function (GO): metalloexopeptidase activity; dipeptidyl-peptidase activity
Source: RefSeq, a predicted model, not a curated record
AUGGCUUCUGCGGACCUGAAGCACUUCCUUGCCGAUCAGCCUCCGUCGGUGGUGAGCCUGGAAAUCGAGCAGCAUUUUGAUGCCCUGAAUGAUAAGCAGAAGCGUUAUGCUCAUUUCAUUAGCAAAGCCUGCUUUGCUGGUACUAGGAUCGUCCUUCGGCAAAUUUCCCCCGAGUCUGAGCCCAUUUACGAUCUCAUCCUGACCUUGCAUAAGAGUUGCGAUGGUGAUUGGGAUGCUCUGGCCAAUAAGGCUGGCGUUGACGAGGCUGAAAUUACCAGUUUCUUGGAGUAUGCUGCCAUGUUUCUCGGAAAUAACGGAAAUUACAAAAGCUUUGGUGAUUCCAAGUUCCUUCCUCGGUGUAGCGACAAGACUGUUGCUGCCCUUGCUGCAACUUCUCCCGAGACGGCCAAGUUCUACGAGGCGACCAACGGUGGAAUUUUCAGCCAUGACAAGCCUGGCCUGCUGCAUCUCGGGUUCAUUGAUGCUGGCCAUAUGACCACCUAUUACCCUGAUUCUCCCACCAUUACCAAGGAUGAGAUCGAGAGUGUUUCCGCGUGGAUGGAGAAGAAGGGUUUGCUACCCGAAAACAACAGACUUCGCAAGAAUGCUGACGGCUCAUUUGAUAUCCUUAUUGCCUCCGUCGUCACGACCGUUCCUGCUGAAGGCGGAGACAUUGGCAAAGACACCCAGUUCACGAUCGAGGAUGGCGCCUUGAAGGGCAAGACUAUCAGACUUCUUUAUGGCGACCAUGCCGAAGAGAUGAAGAACAUCGCUGCCUACAUCAAACAGGCAGCAGACAAUGCCGACAACGAUACGCAAAAAAGCAUGCACAUCAACUAUCACAAAUCUUUCGAAAGCGGUUCUCUUGAAGCCUACAAAGACGCCCAGAGAGAUUGGAUCAAGGACAAGGGUCCCAUGGUGGAAUGCAAUAUUGGCUUUGUAGAGACGUACCGUGACCCUGCCGGGGUACGUGGCGAGUGGGAGGGCUUCGCGUCCAUGGUCAACCUAGAGCGCACCCGUGCCUUUGGAGAACUUGUCGCUGCUGCUCCCACUCUCAUUCCUCUCCUCCCUUGGGGUAAGGACUUCGAAAAGGACAAAUUCUUGUCUCCCGACUUUACGUCAUUGGAGGUCAUGACUUUUGCUGGAUCUGGCAUUCCCGCUGGUAUCAAUAUCCCCAACUAUGACGACAUUCGACAGACUGAGGGUUUCAAAAAUGUCUCGUUGGGCAACGUCUUGAGUGCCAAAGCGCCCGAUGAGAAGAUUCCUUUUAUCCGUGAUGAGGAUUUGGAGAUUUAUAAGAAGUACCGUGACGCUUCCUUUGAAGUCCAGGUCGGUCUCCACGAGUUGACCGGCCACGGAUGCGGUAAACUCCUUCAGGAAACCUCACCUGGCGUAUUCAACUUUGAUAAGGAGAACCCCCCAAUCAGCCCUGUGAACAAAAAGCCAAUCACGACUUGGUAUAAGCCUGGUCAAACCUGGGGUUCCGUUUUUGGCAGCGUAGCUGCCUCAUAUGAAGAGUGCAGAGCCGAGCUGGUUGCUAUGCACCUUAGCUGCGAGUUUCCUGUUCUUCAAAUAUUCGGUUUUGGGGAUGGUAGCUCAGACAUGAAUGGUGAAGCUGGCGAUGUCUUGUAUGCGUCGUAUCUCUCUAUGGCUCGCGCUGGUCUUGCAGCUACGGAGCUAUGGGACCCAAAAAGCCAGAAAUGGGGUCAGGCCCAUAGUCAAGCUCGAUUCUCGAUUCUCAAGUGCUUCCUUGAGGCCGGCGACAACUUCUGCGCUCUACAUUAUACUAAGGACGACAUGUCUGAUUUAACCAUCCGACUUGAUCGAUCCAAGAUUCUCACAGCAGGCCGCGAAGCUGUGGCUGCUUAUCUGCAAAAACUUCAUGUUUACAAGUCUACCGCUGAUGUCGAGACCGGUACCAGGUUCUACAAUGAGAUGACCAAGGUUGACCCCGAUUUCUGGGGCACCAAGGUCCGUAAUGUUGUCCUUGAUAACAAGCAACCUCGUAAGGUGUUUGUUCAGGCUAACACGUUCUUGGACGAGGCUUCUGGCAAGGUUUCCAUCAAGCAUUACGAUCCUAGUCUAGUUGGCAUUAUCGAGAGUUGGGUUGACAGGGAUUUGUAA